Molecule: messenger RNA, 84 nt
Organism: Linum tenue
Lineage: Eukaryota; Viridiplantae; Streptophyta; Magnoliopsida; Malpighiales; Linaceae
Source: the annotation of a GenBank genome assembly
AUGCGAGACGCAAAUGUUAGUACGAUAUCGGGAAGUACUAAUUUAAUUAAAGGCUUCGGAAGAGCUAGUGUAUUGUUACCAUAA